Linnemannia hyalina is the source of this 7404-nucleotide messenger RNA. The record is from the annotation of a GenBank genome assembly. NCBI's taxonomy places the organism in Eukaryota, Fungi, Mortierellomycota, Mortierellomycetes, Mortierellales, Mortierellaceae.
AUGAGCCGGGACCUUGCCAAAGUCAACCAGGAACUCGAGGAUUCUCGGAGGCUUGCUGUCAGCGACCAGGCCAGGACAGCAAAACGCCUCUUACUCGUCUCAGGACAACUCGAAUACACCGAACAAAAACUGUUCAACCUCACCAAGGAGCGGGACGACGGCCAAAAGGAUUCCAACCUCUUGCGGAUAGAACGUACCAAACGCGAGGCCCUUCAAGAACGCGAGGAUGCUGGGAUUCAGAAGAUCGAGGCCCUCCAGGACGAACUUCAGGAUUGUCAGCGGUCAGAACGUCUGCUCCAACAAAAACUCACUACUAUCCAGAGCAAGUACGAGACUUUGAACAAGCGACAUGAUAACCUCAAAAGACAACAGCAAGAGCUGGAACUCGCCAGGGAAAGCAAGGAAGCCCUGGCUUGGCUCAAGGAGACAACAGACCGAUUGUGUUCGCCACCGCAAGGAAGCUUGGGCCAGGCUAUCCAGCAGGAGCGGUCGUCGUACGGUUCUGCCGCCAAUGGGCUCCACCAGACCUCACCUUCGUCCUCGCCGCCAUAUCCGUCCUCGUUCAUCGAUCCGCCACUUGCAGCUCAAAACCAACUCAUCUCACUCAUCAAGGAACUCGCCACAACCAACUCAACUCUGCGGUCAGAGCUUAACGAAUACAGGGACUUGCUCCAAGACACACGGAACGAGGUCUUGACCUUGAGGACUCAGGUUGAGGACUAUGAGCAAGGACAUGCAUUCGAAUGUUGCACGAGUCGACAGGAUGAUACAGAGAGCUUCCUCACUUCCAAGAGCGCAUGGAGUGCAGUGGAUAUACCUUUUGGUGGCGGCCUCGACGCAGUGAGCCAUAUCGGCACCCUUGGAUCUAUCCCAGGCUCGCCCCCACCCUUCAUGACUUCGAGCUCCAAGCAUCGACAUCACCAUCGUCGUCAUUCAGGAGUACGCGGCAAUGUGUUUGGAGAACUCGAGAGAUUGUACAGCCAAGGAAGCCAGGUGCCAUCAUCGGGCAAGCACAAGCGUGGGCACUCGUCCAAGGAAUCACCAAGGCGCAGAGGAAGCCACGAGGAGGAGCGAGCAGUUGCAUCGAGCGCGCCCUCAGAGUCCAUUCAUACAACCACGACAGUUUCGACAUCCACAUCCACACCAGAGAUCAGGAGAGGAUCCACACCGCUUCCGCUCAUGAGCUCUUCUCGAUCGCCUCCAAACCCGACGCCCUCCAAAUUGCGCCACCAAUAUGGAAUCGAAGGAUCCAGCCCUGCGUCCAACACUAACAGGAGUCGUCGGUCCAUGUACACGGACGCAGACAUGGACAUGCUGGAAUCCGGAAGCGACUCGGGCGAUGGCGACAGAGACGACGAGGGUGCCCUCUCAAGUGAUGCUGCCGGAUCAGAGGACGAGCAAGGACGUGGAUUUGUUGCUGCCUUUGCUGAACGUUCAUUAUACCAGGAGUCUCAACCAAUCUCAAGCGGGAGCAGACCCACCUCUCCAUCUCACCGCGGACUUGCGCGCUUGCCGCCAGCAACUUUGGAAGACGAACUCAUCAAAUCUGGCUCCUUGGCUAUCUCAACACCAAUGACAACAACCGACACUGUACAUAUUAAUUCAAAGGAGGCUGUUGAAUCUAGCCCAGAGAGCCAUCUCAAGACCAGAACGAGCUCGAUAUCUCUCCUGUCGGCUGAGCUCCAAAAAGCGACCGGAGGCGAGGCAACACGCGAUCUGUUUAUGGAAGGGGACUGGGAACCUGCACAAAAUGGCGAGAACGAGAUGCAUCCCCUGGAGGGGCGUCGGUCAACAUCGUUCACGAGACUGGAUCAGGAAGUCAUUGCAGAGGACCAAGUUCACGAACCUUCGACUCCUUCCUCAACCUGGAAGCCGGAGCAUAGCCGUUUCACGCAGUAUGAGAUAUCAUCGUCUGACCAAGGCAUUUUCAACACGCGUCAACGUCGACGACUUUCAGAACCCCUCCACCAAAUCGCCGGCGUCAAUUCGAUCCCAACGAAGAAGAGUCGACCUGGAUCUAUUUACAGUAUCCGGCGACCUCGUCACCGACUGGAGUCGUCCGACGGUUGUUGCACGCACUUGGGACAUGUCGCUACUGGAAGCGUUGGAUGUCUGCCAGAGUUACAACGAUGCAAGAGUACCGAGGUGGUGGAGCAGAUGAUAACAGAGAGGCGACAGCGGAUGAUGGAGGUAUGGAGGGUGGGUGUGAUUGAGGCUGCAGUCACUCAGCAGCAGUCGAUCCAUGCAGUGGUCGCUUUUGGAGAACAGAGCAAGGAUGCCGACUCUAUCAGCAUCCGAUCCAAGGCAUCUCUGCGGCGUAACAAGGGACCUGCCGGCAGACAGGUCCCAGGAAAUUCGGACGACAGUGCCGCUGGGGCUGCUGAGCCUGCAAUAUCGAUGCCUUCGUCCCACAUCUCUGAAAGCACGAUCAAGGAGCGCCGAGAUUCGGACGGUACCUCCAGGAAUGUCGGCACCAGCGGAGUCCUUGGUAUCGCCGUUGAAUUGCCUACAGUAGCAGAGUCGUCAGCGCCAAACUUGAUCUACAAGGACCUGACCCACCUCACCAUCGACACAGCUACUGGCUCAACGCCCGCCUUUGAGGCCAGCAAACCUUCCAAGGAUGUCGAGCUCACCAGGGAACAAAAACGUCGCAGUGUCCGUUCUGUCAAGUCGUUCCGGUCCUCUUUCAUUCACUCUCCUAUGGGCAGGUCACCGCUCGUGGCUCGCGAACGGAGAUUUCCCUCGGAGACGAGCGCAGCAUCAGAGGCCUUCUCGAAUCGCCGUCACGAUCAGGAACAUAGGCCGUAUCAGCUGCUUCACACUCUUUCGACUGAGCUCCUCGAGCGACUGGCUCGUUCUGAUACACGCGAGAUGAACCGCCGACUGAGGAGGACAUUCGAUAUCCAGGCGCUGUCGCAGAUGUCCAACUCUGUGAUCGAAAACGUCUUGACGGAUGUCAGCAACCUUGGAGAGCGUUUCCGAUGGGUGGAGGCCCAGGUGGCCAACCCUGUGGAUGAGCUACUGGAUCGACACCUUGGCAUGCAUACACCCGUUAAUGGAGGCAGUAUCGCUUCAGGACAAGAGGACGAAGGCGAAGCGGCAGGCAAGGACGACGAUGACGAUGACGAGUUCGAGGACUGGGGAUUCUCCGUGGCCGAGUUCUUCCCGUUGGCGCAUGUUGUCCAGGAGAUGUUGUCAGAAAUUGGGAAGCUGCGCAUGACGAUCAACGAGUUGCAGCUGAGCUAUGUUCUCAAGGUGGAGCAAGACCGUAUCAAUGCCGAGAAGGCCUUUAUGGAGGACCUCGAGUCGGAGGAGGAGGAGGAUGAGACUGAUUUCGACUACCAACAUCGUCAUCGACACCAUCAUCAUCACCACCACCAUCAUCAUCUCGACGAGCCUAUUAUGACAAAAGCGGGACAGGCACCUGAAAAGCCAGGCCAGCUCAAGAAUGUGCUUGGUGGUAUGCUGGAUCGUCCCCGCAUUCUUGGAUCGGCGUCAACAGGAGUCUCUGGGUUCUUCAACAAGGUCUUCGGAGGAAGCGACAGGCCCUCGCAGGAUGACACCAAAGCUGCCGAUGCCGCCAAAUCUGCGGCGGUGGCUCAGGAGCCCCCCAGGGACAAACCUACUAUGUCAACAAGCAAAUCUGGACCUGUCAUUGCGGAGACAUCGAGGGUCUUUGCAGAGUCGGCCUGGAUCUCUUCCCCCAACAAGGCAGCCGAAGCACAAACGGCACCGAAGGGUGUUCCUGUGGCGGAUGGAACUCGGAUAUCCAGCGCUGGAGGUAUUGUCCUACCCAGCUCGAGGCUUUCUGCGACCACGUCCUUGGCAACCAUGGCAACGAUGUCUCCGGCACCAUCACGGUCCAACACAAUCCAUGUCGCUGAAGGUGUCGUUACUGGCACUGCCGCGUCGACUGUCAUGAUCAGGGCACUCGACAUCCGCUUCAGUCCCAACACUAAGCGAACCAACAUGCCGCAUUCUCCGCCUGCCUCGUCUCCUGUGGCGGAGUCUGUCAAGGGCCUGUUCUCACGUUCACUUCCGCAGACGCAACCUUUUGGAAUGUUGUCUGCAGAGACCGAUCCCGCCUCUGUUACCCCUGUUGCGCUGGGCGUGAAUUUAGGAUCCUUCAAGAGUUUGUCGUCCCUGCCAGAGGAAUCUACCGCUGAUGCCAACACGGUCUUUGUCGCCACUCCAGAGUCAGAGCGGGACCAUGUUGAGGUCUUGACGCGCUCAUCUGAUCCAGUAGCUGCAUCUAGCAACGCCAACAAAGCAGCACCUCGCACGCUUGGACUGUCAACCAUGACCAGCGGGCUUGCGCUUAAUGUAGUCACAAAGCAGGAUGUCUUCCAGGAUCAUUGGGCAACAUCAACAUCUCCCUCUCUGUCGGCUUCAGGAUCGAUGGCUAAUAGCGAUAGACGGUCGAAUGCCGAAAGCAUCAUAGAGGGUAUUCCUGCCAGCCAGCCUUACAGGAAUUCUUCAUCAACAGCUUCGCUGUCUUCCAACUCUACCACCAAUGAAGCUACCGCCUCCCUCACUACUCGCCAUGGUACCAAGCCAACGCUCAUCACACGGUCCGGAUUGACUGCGGUGACACCUUCGACUUCGACAGUCUCCUCGCCUGUGUCGGCAACAUCAUGGUUUGAUACUAAGCGGCUCUCUGGCGGAACUUCGUCUUCAUCAACCGACGCAACCCGACCUAACAACGACGCCAAGCCUCCUCAGGAGAACAUCUUUACAGCAGGAUACUUCAACGCAGGCUCUGGAUCCGGAUCUGGAUCGGCAUCGAAUGUACUAGCGAGUACUGAUCAAGUCUUCCGGAAGACGCGAGCAGCAACCUCAUUCCAUGGAGGUCUAGGGUCGAGGAUGUCGACUGAUUCGGUCACCCGAAGUCUUGGACGAGUCACCGGUCGUGAAUCUGCUCUGGCCUUCUUGCGAGGAGAAGUCCCCGCAUCGACUGUUCUGAGUUCACUUUUCAACAGUUCUGAUGCUCCUCCUGAGACUUCGUCAUCCGCGACUCCAUCGGAUCCAGUUGUUACUAGCCAGUCCGACUCCAAGGGCAAGAGUCUUGCGUCGGAGCGAGGUUAUGGUGUCACGGAGACUGGUGUUGAGGCUUUGGAUGAAGAUGUUCAUGAGGAAGGGGCAGAGCAAGAGCGAGAGCAGGGGCUAAAGCAGGAGCAGGAACAGAGAGGACGAUCCAAGGAGACGUUGGGGAUCCAGGGAUACAUUACACGGUCGGGACCAACAAUAACCCCUUCCCACUCUGAGAGUGGACUACUGGUUCAGGCAAAUGGACCCAUGUUAACGCCGACGACCAGUCUUUCUCAACGGGUGGCCGUCACCAGUACCGCGGUGGCCUAUGUGGUAGCAACACCAGACCAUACGGAGGACAGGGAAAACUCCCGUAGGAAGCGAGCGGUCUUUGACCGGGAUAUGAUCAAGGCCUCCCAGAAGCGGAUCCUAGCCAGUGUCCAACAUCAACAAGUGCUUACGGGGGCAGCCGACAGACCGUUCGUGCCCCAGUCGAACCCGCGGAGGGCGAGGGCGCUGAGUGUGGACAGCGCGCAGUCGUCGGAGCCGUUGCCGCCGAACGAGAGGUUGGACUUGUGGAGGGUUGGUGCGGGUGUCAGUCGGGAUAUUUGGAGGGGGCUGAUCAAGAAGGUUGAUGGCGGGCGAAGCGGAGGUGGAGCACAUAUUCAGGAAAAGGACGAUGAGAGGCAAGACGAUGCCAUUGGUUCAGAAGAUAAUACCAGCGGUGAGCCUGAGUCUGCUGAGAACGUCGCUGAAACUGUGCACAAAGUCAAUGGACGUGGUGUUGAUGUAUCGAGAUCACAGCCUCAGACUCAGAACAAAGCAAGGACAGCCAAUAGAAUCAGGACGCGAUACACUCCAUUCAUGAAGUUACCUCUGCCGCCUGCCAAAGUCAACUUCUCGACAGUACCGACACGGAAGCGGCGACUCCCUCCUCCUCCUCCCCAAGAGAUUACCAAGGAGUUGCCUACGAAACGUCAACGGGAUGGCGGUACCGAGGAGCAAACGGAGGAGACUGAACAGGAUCUUCAUCUGGAAUGGGACCAGGAUGAGAGAAAGUAUGUGGACGUUCGGACUAUGGAGGAGGCCUGUAGGCCCUCUACUCAAAUCCAUUACAAGCGGAGCCAGGCGAUCUUCAUGAAAUGGUGCAAACGCGAACGUUUCGAGGACGGACACAAAAUCACCCGUGAAAAGUAUUACGGAUACAUGAAAGAACUCCUCUUUCUUCCCCGCAUAGAUGGAUCUGAUGAACAAGCGGGUGGCGUAAUUUCACGACCUGUGGCGUACACACACAAGUCAGCUCUGCGCUACCUCUACAUCAGUCAAUGUCUCGCCGACAGUGUGGUUCCGAACUUCAAGGAUGUCCUCAAUGAUGAGCGUACCGAAGGGCUGAUAAAGGAGUAUCUCACACGGCUUGGGAAAAUGAGCCGCUCGUCGACUUCAAAGUCAACAGCUGGACUGAGUAAACGCAUGACAUCCGGAAAGGCGGUUACAGGCUCGACAUCCAUUGAGAUGGAAAGGGAGAAGGAUCCUGAGCAAGAUGGAGGGAAGGAGAAGGACCUUGAGCAAGAUGGGGUGAAGGAGAAACGGAGCAUCGCCGCUACGAACAAGUCUUGGAAGAUUCGGAAGGUUACACCGAGACAGAGCGUCACAACUCCGCCACCACCACCACUACUAAAGGACGAUAGUGCUAGCGAAAUUACGCCCAUCACUUCCCCUCGCGGAUCGACUUCUAGAGUAUCAACAACUGUCGCCAACAACAACAGCGACAAUAGCGACAACAGCGACAACAGCAACAACAGCAACAACAGCGACAACAGCGACAACAGCGACGACAGCGACAACAGCGACAACAGCAACAACAGCGACAACAGCGACAACAGCGACGACAGCGACGACAGCGACAACAACGACAACAGCAAUGACACCAAUAACACCAAUAACAUCAAUAACAGCUCACAGCAACAGGACAAUACCCCAGAUCUAAGUCAGCAGAUCCAAACGAUCCACACAACAUUAGCGUCCAUGACCCAGUUCAUGCAAACCUUUCGCGACGAGACAAAGGCGGCCAUUGGUGUCUGUGUCGAACACAGCAAAUCUGCAGAAGAGUCUGUAGGGAAACUUCAAGGCAGGAUAACGAGGAUGGAGAGGUCGAUCCAGGGACUUUGGAGUAAGCUGGACGACUAUGGGAUGAGCUUUGUUGAGCAAGCUAUGGACGAUAUGGAGACACGGCAUCGUCGUCAGGGGGAGCAGUUGAGAACGAUGAGGCGGUUGGUUGAGCACCACAACUCAAUGAAGGAGAUUGAUCAGGAGCUACCGGAGGACGCGUGCCAGGAGGUGGAUUACGACCAUGAGAAGCUCGAUCAGGAGGUUUAA